This is a messenger RNA of Nyctereutes procyonoides (raccoon dog), 3221 nucleotides long. It is a transcript of the gene BICDL1, whose product is annotated as BICD family like cargo adaptor 1. Lineage: Eukaryota; Metazoa; Chordata; Mammalia; Carnivora; Canidae. Gene Ontology annotation, biological process: vesicle transport along microtubule; Golgi to secretory granule transport. The transcript has 10 exons. Bases 1 to 1863 code for a protein of 620 amino acids. The record is from RefSeq and is a predicted model, not a curated record.
AUGUCCGCCUUCUGCCUGGGCUUGGCCGGCCGCGCUUCAGCACCCGCCGAGCCGGACAGCGCCUGCUGCAUGGAGCUGCCCGCCGCGGCCGCGGACGCAGUCGGGAGUCCAGCCGCCGCCGCCCUCAUCUCCUUUCCCGGGGGCCCCGGGGAGCUGGAACUGGCGUUAGAGGAGGAGCUGGCGCUGCUGGCGGCCGGGGAACGGCCGUCAGACCCGGGGGAGCAUUCUCAGGCCGAGGUCGGGCCUCCGGCCGAGGGGUCCGAACUGCAGCCGCCGCCCGCCCAGGAUCCCGAGCUGCUGUCGGUGAUCCGGCAGAAGGAGAAGGAUCUCGUGUUGGCGGCCCGGCUGGGCAAGGCACUGCUCGAGCGGAACCAGGACAUGAGCCGGCAGUACGAGCAGAUGCACAAGGAGCUGACAGACAAGCUGGAGCACUUAGAACAAGAGAAACAUGAACUAAGAAGACGAUUUGAGAACCGAGAAGGGGAAUGGGAAGGACGUGUGUCAGAACUGGAGAGUGAUGUGAAACAACUUCAGGAUGAGUUGGAGAGGCAGCAAGUUCACCUACGGGAAGCAGAUAGAGAAAAAACACGAGCUGUCCAGGAAUUAUCAGAACAGAACCAGAGGUUAUUGGAUCAACUCAGCAGGGCAUCAGAAGUUGAGAGACAACUCUCCAUGCAAGUCCAUGCCCUCAGAGAAGACUUUCGAGAGAAAAACUCAUCAACCAACCAGCACAUCAUCAGGCUUGAAAGCCUUCAGGCUGAGAUCAAGAUGCUGUCAGAUCGGAAACGGGAGCUUGAGCAUCGUCUCAGUGCCACCUUACAGGAGAACGACCUGCUGCAGGGGACCGUGGAGGAGCUACAGGACCGGGUGCUUGUCCUGGAGAGACAAGGCCAUGACAAAGACCUCCAGCUACAUCAAAGCCAGCUGGAGCUUCAGGAGGUACGACUAUCCUACCGGCAGCUGCAGGUAAAAGUGGAAGAGCUGGCUGAGGAGAGGAGUCUGCAGAGCUCUGCUGCCACCAGCACGUCCCUCCUGUCUGAGAUAGAACAGAGCAUGGAGGCUGAGGAGCUGGAGCAAGAGAGGGAGCAGCUAAGACUGCAGCUCUGGGAGGCCUACUGCCAGGUUCGCUAUCUCUGCUCCCACCUCCGAGGGAAUGACAGUGCCGACUCGGCCGUCUCCACGGACUCCUCGAUGGAUGAGUCUUCCGAAACCUCGUCUGCCAAGGAUGUGCCAGCCGGCAGCUUGCGCACUGCCCUGAGCGAGCUCAAGAGGCUGAUACAGAGCAUCGUGGAUGGCAUGGAGCCCACGAGCUCCCGGAGAAUUGAUGAUGACUCCUUAGAAGAACAGAUAAGGCAGACCAGUGAGGACUCGAGAGCCCUCAGGGAACUCAUGGAGGGAGAGAGGGGUAAACUGAGGCAAAGCCUAGAGGAGCUGCAGCAACUGCACAGUCAGGUAACACUGCUGAGUGUGGAGAUGACUGCACUGAAGGAGGAGAGAGACCGACUCAGAGUGACAUCUGAGGACCAGGAGCCAAAGGAGCAGCUUCAGAAGGCCAUCCGAGACCGCGAUGAGGCCAUUGCAAAGAAGAAUGCUGUGGAGCUGGAACUCGCCAAGUGCAAGAUGGAUAUGAUGUCUCUGAACAGCCAGUUGCUGGAUGCCAUUCAGCAGAAACUGAACCUCUCGCAGCAGCUUGAGGCUUGGCAGGAUGACAUGCACAGGGUCAUUGACCGGCAGCUGAUGGACACCCACCUGAAGGAACAGAGCCGGCCUGCUGCCCUCUCCGGGGCCCAGGGCAUGGGACGCGGGGACGAGCCCAGCACCACCGAAGGCAAGAGGCUCUUCUCAUUCUUCAGGAAAAUUUAGGUCGGGAGGAGUCAGGCCAGCAAGGAUGGGUGGACUAGAGGUGACUGAAGCAGGGUGCGUGCAAGGGCUCGUCGUGCCAUGCUGGCACACGAGGGCUCCCCUGGGCCGGCUCAGCGGCCGCACUGCCCACCCACACCAGAGCCGAGUCGUCCGGAAGGGCCCACUCAGCCUCUGAAGGUUGCCCUUGACAGAGGGAUGGGCAGGAGCCCUGUCCCCACUGCCAGGCCAUGCCCAGCCCGGGCUCCCCGACGGAUCGCUAUUGAGUGGGGCUCAGGCUGCCUCCAGCGCGGCCCCUCGGUUGGGCUCUGCAGCUCAGACGCGGAGCAUCGCAGCCCACCCCACCCACCCUUCAGCGGCUCCCGCGUCCAGCCCCAGGCACUGCUGCCCUCCUGUUUUGGAAUACGGGGAACAGAAGGAAUGGAGGCCGUUCUCUGCAUGCCUCAGGAGGCUGUCGCGGCCCCCAGCUAGCCUGAGCUGCGGGGGCCUGGUCCUCUGGGGCACCAGCCGGAGGCUGAGCCUCUAACUCUCCCCCAGGCUCUGGCCCAGGGAGUAAGGCGAGGCAGCUCCUCACCCUUGUGCAUGCACCUCUGCCCGGAGCGCCUGUGCGGCAGGAGGCCCAGCCUGCAGGGGCCUGACGGCUGGGGCUGUUCUCUUGCAUUUAACCACGACGGGCUCUACCGGGGCUUGGCUGUCGCCGUCCCAAGCUCAGGAGGAAGAAGGGCCCUGCCCUGGCCGCCCCUGUUCUCCCUUUCUGGCCUUCAGGCCAGCCGGUGUUUUCUUGGGCCCUCUGCAGGCUUUAGCCAUCUAGUCCUUUCCCCUUCAUGGGGCCAGAGCUGGGAGGGGGGUCUCCUCCUCUUCCCACCGCCCCCUGCUCCCCUCCACAUACAAGUUCUUGGCUCAGCCAAGCAAGUCCAGGCUACAGAACAGCCCCAGAGGGGUCUGCAGUUGGCCACCUCCACCUCAAGGGCAGCAUUGGCACCAGAGGGCGGAUGCCACCAGAUACUGCCCACCAGGCCUGCAGAAGGAUGAAUCCUGCAACCUGCUGCUUCUGCUCCUUCCUCAGCAGCCAUUCCACCCUCUCUGCUGAGGCCCCAACUCAGAGGCACCCCCGGGCUGAGCCAGCCCGAAAGCUGCUUUACAAAGGAUCAUCUCCCUCCCUCCCAAGGGAAAAAGCACAGCAGGGAUGAGCGGAAAGAAUGUACCUAUAGAUAUGUACAUACCACAGUGCUGUAAUUUUGUAUGUAGCAAUCAUGUAAAUACGUGUAUGGAUUUUAUAAUAUACAUAUUAUAUAUAAAUCUAUAAAGGCAUAUUUUUAGAAAAACAGCACACCACUGCUUCUUUUGAAAAUAGUCUAAGA